AGAUUUCCCUACCGCGUCACCCCACAACCCUACAAAACCGCUGAACCACGGCAGAGCCACGUUACACUCCCCCGUCUUUAUAACCGCGAGAGCACCCGCUUCCCCUCGCGGUGCCGCAGGGUCCCCACCACCGCGGACCAGCUGCCCCCUUCCCCUCAAGGCCCACAGGAGGGCUCCACGCCACGCCCUCCCUCAGCUACCGGGCCCCUCCGCCCCACCUCGCGUCGCGCGGGAACGCAGCGCGGUCCCUCCCUCUUUCCCUAGGCGACGUCGGCCGGGCGCGUGCUGCGCGAGGCAGCCUCGCGCCGAGUCCGCCAUUUCGUGUGGGGGGUGGCGCCAUGUCGCGGGGAUCCGCCGCGUCGUGGGGCGCUCGCGUGGCGGCGGGGUGCGACGAGGACUGCGACAGUGACGACGAUGACUGCUGGGAUAUCGGCGUCCCGGGGGAUGAGUCGCAGUUGGAUCAAAUGUUGGAGUUAGACAAGAAGGAUGCAUUCAAGAAAGCUCUGGUUCAUGGUGAUGUGUCCUUGAUUGAAGAACUCUUAAACUCAGGUAUAAGCAUAGAAUCUAGCUUUCAGUUUGGAUGGACUCCCCUGAUGUGUGCUGCCAGCACAGCUGAUUUUGCAGUGGUACGUCUUCUUCUGGACAGAGGUGCCAAUGCAUGCUUUGAAAUAGAUAAGUACACAGUGCUGAUGGCAGCGUGUGCUGCUCAUGCUUCAGAGGAAAACAUCUUGAAGACUGUAGAACUACUACUGUCAAGGAAUGUCGACCCUAACCUUACUUGCAGGAGACAAAUGACUCCAUUGAUGUAUGCGGCUAGAAAAGGCUAUUCUCGUGUUGUUGGUCUUCUUGUUGCUCAUGGAUCACACAUAAAUGCCCAAGAUGAAAAUGGAUAUUCAGCAUUAAUAUGGGCAGCACACCAUGGACAUAAAAAUGUCAUUUUUACGUUGUUGGAGCUUGGAGCUGACAAAAACCUACAGACUAAGGAUGAGAAGACAGCGGCAGAGCUAGCAAAAAUCAAUAAACAUUCAGAGAUUUAUAGUUUACUCUCUUUGGCUGUAAAUCACUCGCAAGGGAAAUACCAUGAAACGAUUAAGCAAGAGGCUAUCUACAAAUUUCUGACAGCUGUCCCUGACCACAGAGUUGGUUACUAUUCAACUUUUGAUGACAUGGAAGUAUUUUUACAUGGUCUUGGUCUAGAACACCUAAUAGGAUUAUUGAAGAAAACCCUUUGCCUUAUACAGGAAAGAGAUGUAUAUUUAAGGCAACUUCUGAUCAUGCAAAAAGAAGAGUUAAUACAGAUUGGCGUUACAAAUCCUGUAGAUCAACAGAGACUCCUAGAUGCUAUUAAUGAGCUACAAGUGGAAGAAAUAAGAAUUGGAGAUCUCCCUGAAGUAGUGAAGAUGGAAUUCAGUGGAGAUGAAUGCCUCAAGUUCCUUCAGAAGUUGAAUAAAGAGUGUAGCAAGCUGACUGUUCCUGUGCAGACCAUAAAUAAUCAUUUUCUCAAAAAUUCUCACAAGAUAGUACUGCAGUGGGCGCCAACUGAAAGGUAUAUUGAAGUCUGCAGAGACAUGGUUUACAAUGUUGAAAGGUUGGGAGAAGAAGUUGCCAGACUGAAGGACCUCGUGGAGAAGCAUGAACAGAAGAAUGACCCCAGUCGAGUGGUAUUCCCAGAAAAAGCACCCACCUUGGAAAAAAGAUUAGUAAAAAUGGGAGCAUUAACAUUGUUCGGGUUUGGUUUUUUCUUCUUUAUAACUAAGUUAAUGGCAAAGAAAGGCUGACUCUUGUUUAGUGCUUUGAAUACUUUUGGAAAACUUUGUCACAUUAUAUUUAAAUUCAGUAUAUGUAACUGAGCUGAACUCGUGAAAAUUACUGUAGUUUCUCAUUGUAUCCAUAAUAUUUGCACCCAGUAAGUACUUCUGGUCUAGAAUCAAAAAUAAGAUCUGCUUACUUAAAGGUGUCUUAAGAUUUUGUUUCUGGUACAGACAGUAGGUACAAAAUCUCAUCAAAGCUGCUUUUUUGCCACAAGGUUGUUACUAUUACUUACUGAUUACUAGUUUUCGCCUGUUGUUCAGCUGCUGUAAUAGCUGCUGCCUGUUGUUCACAAAGGAAAAACAGAAGCAAAUAAUACUGUAUCGUUUAUGUUGCGUGCUUAUAUUUAAAAUGAUCAAGCAGGUGUGUUUUGCCUUUUUAAUAUUAAGUAUCAUGAUUGUUACGUUGAGAAAGAUCUUUUGCAGUAUAGAUUCAUACGAAAAACUUCCUGGUGAGGUGUUUUUGUUGUUUUGUUCUGUAACAGCCACAGGACUGCAGAUAUCUUCUUACACGUAGUCUGAAAAGUAAUUUCCAACUGAACUGUGCUAUUCAAUUUAUGCCUGAGAUCUGUUUCCUCAGGCAUAAUUACUUCUAUUAACAGUUUCAUCCCAAAAAGGAUUAUAAGGAUGCUAAAAGGAUUAUAGCAAUCCUUAGCUAUGAGAAUGCAGGCAACUUAGGAGUAUCAGCAUGUUUCUUCUUGAUCUGAUGAGCUUUCAUUACACAGCUUUGUGUUGAGUGAUUCUCUCUUGAGGUUUUCUCCAUUUAAAGAGUUGUUUGUAGUUCUGCAGCAAAAUAUUAGUAUCUGGUUACCACACUAGCUAUGUUGCAAAAAAGGGAAUUGGUGUAAGUCAUCUAAAUCACAGUUACGUCUUUGUAGACUUCAAUAAAAACAUGUAAAAGUGCUGAAAGUUUGUGAAGGGACAUUCUUCUAUUAAAUCAGAAGCUGUCUGAAAAACCAGUAGUCUCAAUGGGGGCAUCAUACUUCAGCACUCUUUUCAGGGGUGUGUGCAGUCUUAAUCUUGGAUGCUUCCUCCAGAGACUAGUAAUGAGAAGAUAAAAAAGACCGAUUGGUACUCCAGGCUGUUACUGUUGCUGUCACAGUUGUUUUCUGCUUUUUGUUUUAGAAAAUUACCUCGAGUGUUAGUAUGUUUGCUUGUUAUUGCAGUUGUUUUACCUCCUUUCCUCCCAGCUUUCUCAUUCAGUGCAAGGAACAUCCUACAGAGUGAUGAAGCUAGAAGCAAAUACAACUCUUUUUUUCCAUUCUGUUCCCAACUUUGGAUCAGAGAGGGUAAGUCAUAUUCACCACCACCACCAUCUACCAGCAGAAGUGUAGAAGUACAUACAGUGUCAGCAUCCUGACUUGAAACAGCAUAGAAAAGGAAAUACUUUUAAAAAUAGUUGUUUCUUUGUAUUACCUUGUAAUUAGUUCAGAACUAACAAGACACAUCACAAAAGGAGAAAAUACAUGAAAAUGGAAAAUACAAAAAUCUAUAAAGUGCAGUUUUAACUGUUUGUCACACACAAUGUUAUAUAUACAGAACUCCUCUAAUUACCUCUAAAUACAGUUCAGAAAUACUCAGAUGCAGUUGUCCAGUGAUGAGAUAGCUGGCAAAUAUUAGAAGUGUGAUGCAAAACAUCUUUUUGUUCUUGUUUUUUCCAGUUGGGAGGAUGUUGUUGUUCAUACCUAUUGUAAAAUACCUAUGAGGGGAAAUAAAAGUAUGAUACUUGCUGAUAAAUGGUUUCUAGUUUGAGAGGUACGGUAAAAUAUUCUUGACAGAAAUGAGUCAAAGGUUUGAACAUUGUACUAAACUAACUUUAUAUAGAUAAAGUCAUCAGAAAGGUGAUACCUCAAAUUCCAAAUGUCUUCAUUUUACUACACUUUGA
Molecule: messenger RNA, 3693 nt
Organism: Cygnus olor (mute swan)
Lineage: Eukaryota; Metazoa; Chordata; Aves; Anseriformes; Anatidae
Gene: ASZ1
Product: ankyrin repeat, SAM and basic leucine zipper domain containing 1
Exons: 13
Coding region: 339-1778 (479 amino acids)
Biological process (GO): piRNA processing
Cellular component (GO): pi-body
Molecular function (GO): protein binding
Source: RefSeq, a predicted model, not a curated record